UGUCUUUCUUUAUUGACAAUUGGCUACUUCUCUUUGUUGUUUAUUUAGAUUUUGAAAGAGCAAUGCAGCGCCACGCUACGGAAUUGGUUGCAGUGUAAAUCGCGUGUACAGAGUUUUAACCAGGUCCUAGGGCGACCAAGUCGCGCCUUGCUCUUUGUGGCUGUGUAGAAAGAAGAUGGCUCCCGUUCUGGAGAAGAAGCUCCUGGGCGCAGCCGGGGCAGGCGACACUAUGGAAAAUAACACUGAAGACGAGGAAGGACAAAACCUAUGGACUUUAAUUCUCAGCGAGGUUUCCACACGUUCAAGUUCUAAGUUGCCAUCCGGGAAAAACAUAUUGGUUUUUGGGGAAGAUGGGUCAGGAAAAACAACACUUAUGGCAAAACUUCAAGGAGCAGAACACAAUAAGAAAGGACGAGGGCUGGAAUAUCUGUAUCUGAAUGUCCAUGAUGAGGACAUAGAUGACCUUACACGUUGUAACGUGUGGAUCCUAGACGGAGACUUGUAUCACAAAGGCCUCCUGAAGUUUGCUGUGACAGCAGAGUCCCUGAACGACAGCUUAGCAGUGUUUGUGGCAGACAUGUCAAGGCCGUGGACCAUUAUGGAGUCACUCCAGAAGUGGGCCAGUGUGUUACGUGAUCAUGUGGACAAGCUCAAGAUCCCACCGGAGGAGAUGAGAGAGAUGGAACAGAGGAUGGUAAAGGCCUUCCAGGAGUACACAGAACCGGAGGGGGCUGACCCAGCCUCCCCGCAGAGACGUGGUCCUCCUGCGGGGGGUGAUGAUGAGGGCGUGGUGUUACCACUUGGGGACAACGUACUCACACACAACCUGGGCAUCCAUGUACUAGUAGUUUGCACAAAAUGUGAUGCAGUCAGUGUCUUAGAGAAGGAGCAUGACUACAGAGAAGAGCACUUCGAUUUCAUUCAGUCCCACAUCCGACGAUUUUGCUUACAGUAUGGUGCUGCCUUGAUCUACACCUCCGUCAAAGAGGAGAAGAACCUGGAUCACCUCUAUAAAUACAUAGUGCACAAAACAUACGACUUCCAAUUUACCACGCCUGCCUUAGUGGUGGAGAAGGACGCUAUUUUGAUUCCAUCUGGAUGGGACAAUGAGAAGAAAAUUGCAAUUUUGCAUGAAAAUUUCACGACAGUGAGACCUGAAGACCCCUUUGAAGACUUCAUUAUUAAGCCUCCAAUACGAAAGCUGGUUCAUGAUAAGGAGAUAAACGCGGAGGAUGAGCAGGUGUUCCUUAUGAAGCAACAGUCAUUGUUAGCCAAGCAGCCUGCCACACCGACCAGAGGAACAACCGAAUCUCCUGGACGGGCUGCUUCUGGUUCUCCUCGGCCCACUGGACGUACAGGCCCUACCAAUGUGGCCAGUGUCUCGCCAAUGACUACAGUGAAGAAACCUGACCCAAACAUGAAGGGCGCAGCAGCAAAUGAGGGAGUCCUGGCCAACUUCUUCAAUAGCUUGUUGAGUAAAAAGACUGGUGCCCCUGGGAGUCCAGGAGCUGCAGGAGCAGGAUCUCCAGGAUCUGUCAAGAAAACUGGGCAGAAGCCGGUUUUGACUGACGUCCAGGCAGAGUUGGAUAGAAUGACUCGCAAACCGGACGCCAUGGUUACCACUAACAACACACCACCAACAGAGAACGAAGCGUGAAUGCAAAAACAGCAUUGUCCACUAGUUUGGAAAACAAACACAUACACAAGCUUAAAAAAUACGAAAUGACCAAAUUCUCAGUGUGUAUAUCACUCAGCAACAGACCGUUGUUUCACCAAAUGAGUUUGAGAUAUCAGAUAUAUUGGUUAUUUUGGUGACAGAGAAAUAAUUAACGUUGAAGGUUUGGAGAUGGAGAAAGUUGAAGACUUUGCUGUAUUUAUCCUUAUAACUUCAAUUGUAAAGUUUCUUUUUGCAAGGGAUGUCUGGUUAAAUAAUGUGUGCACACUCCCUGGGAAGCAGCCAAAUCCCCUGGUCUGCAAGCCCCCAGUUAGCUCGGGAAACUCCCUCACAAGCUUAGAGUGGAAAAGUACUGUGGCUUCUUAUUCAGCUAAUCUUAUGGAAGUAAAGCGGUUGCUAUUAAAAAGUCAAUUUAACCCUGAGUAUAUCCAUUUAAAAACAAAGUAUGUUCUAGAGUAUUUAAAAAGGUCAGAGAUAUGAUACUGAUGUAUUUAUAUAAAACAAAUCUCUGUACUUCAAAUGUUUUUCACCAUUUACCGAUUAGAAAACAGGUUAGCUGUAUCUCAUAUGUUAAACUCCACUGACGUCAUGACACUAAUGUGACACAGAUAGCUGAUGAACAGCGAGGUUUGCCAACAGAAAUGUCAGGUCCAACCAGUAAUCUCUAAGGAUUCUGUAAAUAUCAGCAAAAUUGCAAUUCUAGCUUUUGUUUGAUUUUGUACAAAAAAAUCAAUUGACAAAAUAACGAAGAAAUGUCUCUUAUAAAACAAGCAUGGUUGGGAUCGGCAGGUGUAGAGUUUGCAACGAAUGCUCUUUUGCCUACAGGUGUGUUUGAAGGGGCAGCAGCUUUCCUACUAUAACUCCCAAGUGCCUGGCACAGUAACUGUUUGUGUCAUAGUAGAGGUGCUGGUCUACUUAAAGAGGAAAUGCACUGUAGCACCAAUGGUAAAAGUUUGUUCUGUCUGUCCAGUUCUGUCAUUCAAGUAAUUUAUUUUAUUUUUUUGUAUAACAAGUCUGUGGUCUUUGCAUAAGAAUUUUUGCUUACAUCCAUGGCCUAGAUGACAUUGUUCGCUUGAGCAAUAAGAAUGCCUUUCUUUGUAUAAACUGUAAAGAUAUCUAGCUGCAGAUUUUUAGAUUCCACAUGUUUAGAGUAUUUGUGUCCCCCAGAUGAACACUUGUGCAGCCAAAUUGUAUGGAAAUCAAUUGCUAUGGUUUCUAAUGAAAUGGGUUAUCCUUAAAAAUGAAAUGCAGAUCUGUUCUUUUUCUGUUUACAAUGUUUUGAUACAAGCUACAGUAUAAGACAGGUCAGGUUAAACAUUCCCAAUUUUUACAUGUAGAUGUAGAAAUUGCGUCCCAGUAGGAAAUUGCUGUAUCCACAGAAUGUUGUUCAGUGCCCAUUUACAAUAUUGACAUUUUGCCUUCAAUGUACAGUUUAAAAUGUGUCCAUCUGCUCACCAUCUUCACUCGGUAGUUCUUAGUUAAACCCACAUUUGCUUCUCUCCUUAGCAACUUCAAAUUGUUUUUGCUUUCUGUUAAGCUUUUUUCUUACAUUUUCGAUGAUUAUAUUCUCUAAUACUGUACCAUAUCAAAUAAUUAAAAAAAAAAAUCAAUUCUUUGCAAUGCAGAUUGACCACAUACAAUUUACUUGAUCACCCUCAAAACUACAGUCUGAAUUAACUUUAGUUAAUUUGCAGAUCAGCGUUUAUAGUCUUGAUUACAUAAAAACCAUGCAAUAAAACCUACAUGGCUUUUAAAACAACAGAAAAGGAAAGAACAGAAUUGGGACCUGGAACCAAAGAUGCAGCGAUCUGUGUGUAGUAUACCCUUGGGUACCCAGGUGACCAUCUCUCCUGGCCCUGCUUGGCACAACCAUCAUUCCAAAGUCCAUUCUGAGGCAGUCUAUGUAGUUAGCCUGGUAACUAAAGAAGGGAAAAAAACACAAGGUGUGCGGUCUACUUCAUAUUUGCGUAAACUAAUCUAUUCGCAAAAUGACAAUUGGAUUUUGAUUCUGAAUGCUUAUUUUUAUCUUUAAUAGGCAGAAAUUAGCUUCUAGGAUCUGUUUCUAAAAUGCAAGCACAAUAGAGACAGUCUGAUGCAUUACCUUUUGUAGAAGUAAGCCAUUUCCCACCCUGGUAUUAUUGGUAAAACUAGGAAAUGCAUCCUCUUCAUCCUGCCUGCUUAGAACCUGUAUUCAUGAAUUAUUCAUACAAGUAUGACACUUUUAUCCCUUAAAAUGUUCUGGAUUUGUCCCUGGCCUUCAAAAUUGCUCAACUUGUUUUUUUAAGGAUGUUUAACAAAAUAUCCAAAUAAAGAAAAUACAAUGUUCCUUAGUUUUUCAGGUGUUUUUCUGACCCACCUGCCCAUGGCACUGCAUCUACCUAUUAGUAUUCUGUAGCAGUUACAGCACAAAAAUGUAUCCUGUUCUUGGCAGGCAUUACUACAUUGAUGACAUAGGAAUGAUAUCUUUAGAGUGGGAACAACCUGCCAAUUCAUCAAAUAUGGCCAUCUUGUGGGUGAAGCACUGCUCAAAUGUUUCUCUCCACACAGUUACAAUACAUCUGCUUUAGACAAAAAGCAAGAAAGAUCUGGCUACCUUAAAGAAAUUAGUAUGUUUGGCUUGUACACUCAUGCUGCUUUAAAUUUUGCACUUGUUUUGAUAAUAUUGGAUAUCCCCUGGAUUGAAUGGAAAAACAGAUCUUAUAAUCUUAGUGAUAUGCCUUCACUCCAUAAAAUAAUACACUUAUAGGAGAUGUAAAAGCUUUUGCUUCAAGUUCAUCUAUUCAGGAUAUAAAUACAUUUUAGCCACAUGGACUGUGUUUUGUCCAGGACAUAUUCAGAUGAGUGUGAUUGUAAGGCUUUAACAUGAUGCAGUAUGUAGCCAUGUGGUAUCUUGCUUUUUGUGCCGACAAAGAUAAGGAAAAUUGUCUGUUAUCCCUGGCUUCAAUAAAACAAAGAAUCCAGACUUUUGUUA
Molecule: messenger RNA, 4646 nt
Organism: Esox lucius (northern pike)
Lineage: Eukaryota; Metazoa; Chordata; Actinopteri; Esociformes; Esocidae
Gene: dync1li2
Product: dynein, cytoplasmic 1, light intermediate chain 2
Exons: 13
Coding region: 176-1657 (493 amino acids)
Biological process (GO): microtubule-based movement; microtubule cytoskeleton organization
Cellular component (GO): cytoplasmic dynein complex; centrosome
Molecular function (GO): dynein heavy chain binding
Source: RefSeq, a predicted model, not a curated record